AUGCCGCAUCAGUCUCUGACGCCGCAUCAGUCUCUGACGCCGCAUCAGUCACUGACGCCGCAUCAGUCACUGACGCCGCAUCAGUCACUGACGCCGCAUCAGUCUCUGACGCCGCAUCAGUCUCUGACGCCGCAUCAGUCUCUGACGCCGCAUCAGUCUCUGACGCCGCAUCAGUCUCUGACGCCGCAUCAGUCUCUGACGCCGCAUCAGUCUCUGACGCCGCAUCAGUCUCUGACGCCGCAUCAGUCUCUGACGCCGCCUCAGUCUCUGACGCCGCAUCAUCUCUCUGAUGCCGCAUCAGUCUCUGACGUCGCAUCAGUCUCUGACGUCGCAUCAGUCUCUCUGACGUCGCAUCAUUCUCUGACGCCGCAUCAGUCUCUGACGCCGCAUCAGUCUCUGACGCCGCAUCAGUCUCUGACGCCGCAUCAGUCUCUGACGCCGCAUCAUCUCUCUGACGCCGCAUCAGUCUCUGACGCCGCAUCAAUCUCUGACGCCGCAUCAGUCUCUGACGCCGCAUCAGUCACUGACGCCGCAUCAGUCUCUCUGACGCCGCAUCAGUCACUGACGCCGCAUCAGUCUCUGACGCCGCAUCAAUCUCUGACGCCGCAUCAGUCUCUGACGCCGCAUCAUCUCUCUGACGCCGCAUCAGUCUCUCUGACGCCGCAUCAGUCUCUGACGCCGCAUCAGUCUCUGACGCCGCAUCAGUCUCUGACGCCGCAUCAGUCUCUGACGCCGCAUCAGUCUCUGACGCCGCAUCAGUCUCUGACGCCGCAUCAGUCUCUGACGCCGCAUCAGUCUCUGACGCCGCCUCAGUCUCUGACGCCGCAUCAUCUCUCUGACGCCGCAUCAGUCUCUGACGCCGCAUCAGUCUCUGACGCCGCAUCAGUCACUGACGCCGCAUCAGUCACUGACGCCGCAUCAGUCUCUGACGCCGCAUCAGUCUCUGACGCCGCAUCAGUCUCUGACGCCGCAUCAGUCUCUGACGCCGCAUCAGUCUCUGACGCCGCAUCAGUCUCUGACGCCGCAUCAGUCUCUUUGACGCCGCAUCAGUCUCUGACGCCGCAUCAGUCUCUGACGCCGCUGAGGCCGCAUCAGUCUCGCCGCAUCAGUCUCUUACGCCGAGUCUCGCCGCAUCACGCCGUCUCUCUGACGCCGCAUCUGACGCCGCAUCAGUCUCUGACGCCGCUGAGGCCGCAUCAGUCUCUGACGCCGCAUCGCUGA
Molecule: messenger RNA, 1221 nt
Organism: Knipowitschia caucasica
Lineage: Eukaryota; Metazoa; Chordata; Actinopteri; Gobiiformes; Gobiidae
Source: the annotation of a GenBank genome assembly